AUGAAACAACGCCUAUGUAUUUUGUGUCUUCUUGUCGUUAUUAUAUUAACAAUCGUGAUACCACUUGCUGUUUACUUUAAAUAUCAUUCUAAAAAACAAGAAGUUGUACCAAUUAGUAUAUUAGAUACAACUAUUAUUGCUGUCAUUACAAUUUCAAAUAGUGAUGAUGAUAAUAAUAAUCAUCAAUUAACAAAUGGUUUUACUUCAAAACCUGGUUCAACAAAUCAAUUAAACAACCCAGCAACAAGUACAUCAUACUCAGUAAAAGACUCGAUGUCUAGUAUAUCGACAUAUACAUUGGUAGCUGACUCAACAAAAAAUAUUCCAAAUACCGUACAAUCUACUUUUCAAACAACAUAUAUAGAUAUUACAGGACAAAAGAUAACAACAUCUGGCAAUGCUCAAACAUCACUAUUCAUGACAAGCACAAUGAAAUCUAAUCUUUAUACAACGUUGGCGAGCAGUACAAAGCAAGAAUUGAGAACAACUGAUAUAACUCAACUAACAAUGACAAACAAACAAGAUGGAAUAACAAGUGACACAACAACUGCAUCUUCCACAUCACUUACAGACUGGAAGUCACUAGUGGAUGAAAUGACUACUACAGACAAUUCUAAGUUAUUAUCUACAAUUUUGAUGAGAAGUACUCUUCAAACUUCAUUGAGCGAUGUGACAGCUGAGACUUUCGAUUCCUCACUGCCUAUAGUAACUACGAGUAAUCCUCAAUUCUUAUCGACAAAAAUGACUGUUCCUACUUUCCAAUCUCCAUUAGUAACCGUGACAAUAAAUCUCCCAACAUAUCUAUUAGAAACAGUAGCACUGUCUAGCCCCGAAUCAUUAUCGACAACUAUAAAAUUAGACAUAUCUGAGUCAGCUUCGAAAAUGACGACAAUAACUAGUUCUCAGUUUCCUUUAGCAUCUUCAAUAAGAGAUAGUUCCUCAUUGUCAUCGAUGCCUACGGCAACAAGUACUUCUCAGUUCAUAUCAGAAUCUUUGAGAAUAGAUAAGUCAGUCUUACCAUUAACGAUAAUGAUGGCAAGUAGUUCUCAGUUAACAUCACAACCAUCGACAAUAAAUAGUUUAGUAUUGACACCGAUACCUAUCACAACAGGUAAUUCUCAAUUCACGUCAAAAUCUUCAACAAUAGAUAGCUCAGUAAUAUCAUCGACAUCUAUGACAACGAUUAGUGCUGAACUAACACCCGAAUCUUUAAGAACAGACAGUUCUGUAUCAGCAUCAAUAUCUUUGAUGACAGACAGUACUCAAAUGACGUCGGAGUCGUCGGCAACAUAUAGUUCAUUAUUAUCAUCGAUAGUUAUGACAACAAGUAGUAAUCAGUUCACCUCAGAAUCUUCGAUAAUAGAUAGUUCAGGAAUGCCAUCGACACCUACGGCAAUCAUCAGUAGUUCGUUAACACCCGAAUCUUUCAUAGUAGACAGUUCCGUAUCAACAUCAGUAUCUGUGAUCAUAGACAGUACCCAGCUGACUUCAGAAUCUUCGACAACAGAUAGCUCAACAAUGGCAUCGACACCUACGACAACAAUUAGUGCUGAGUUAACACCAGAAUCUUUAACAACAGAUAGUUCCGUGUCAGCAUCAAUAUCUUUUAUAACAAGCAGUACUCAGCCAGGGCCGGAAUCUUCGACCGUAGAUAGUUCAAUAGUAUCAUCGAUAAUUAAGACAACAAGUAGUUAUAAGUUAGCGUCAGAAUCAUCCACAAUAGGUAGUUCUGGAUUAUUAUCGACACCUACAACAAUAAGUAGUUAUCAGUUCAUAUCAGAAUCUCUGACAAUAGAUAGUUCAACAUUAUCAUCAGCAGAUAUGAGAAAAGAUAGUUCUCAGUUUACCUCAGAAUCUUCAACAAUAGUCAAUUCAGUAUCACCAUUAAUGUCAAUGCGAGGAAGUAGUUCUCAAUUUACAUCAGGAUCCUGGAGAAGACUCAGUUCGAUGGUAGCCUCGACACCGAUGGCAAUGAGUAGCUCUCAAUCAACAUCAGAAUCUUUGACAACAGAGAGUUCAGUAUCACCAUCUAUAUCUAUCGCGACACAGAGUUCUCAGUUCAUGCAAGAAUUUUCAACAACAGUUAGUUCAAUGGUAAAAUCAGAAUCAUCAACAAUAGAUAGUUUAGGAGGGUCAGCGUUAGCUAUGACAACAAGCAGUUCUCAGUUAACGUCAGAAUCUUCGACAGCAGUUAGCGCAGCAUUAUCAUCAAGACUUAUGGAAACGAGUAGUUCUCAGCUCACAUUAGAAUCGUUGACAACUGAUAUUUCAGUUUUGUCAUCGACACAUUUGGUAGCGAGUACUUCUCAGUUUUCAUCAGCAUCUUUGAUAACAGAUAGUUCGGUAGUGUUAUCAACAUCGACAACAGAAAGUGAUCUUCAAUACUCGUCGGUAACUAUAGCUACACAGAAUACUAAGCCAUCAGGAACAACUAUGAUAUCAAGUAAUAACGAUGUAUUAUCCCAAACUAUGACAACAGGGAAUUCUGAAUAUGCAUCAACAACAGUGACAACUGAUCAAUCUGAAUCGUUAUCAACGACAAUGGUUUCGACUACAGUUCAAACAACACCUGCAGCUGUUACAAUAGGCGUAACAACAACAACAGUAACAACAGAUAUGUCAACAACAAUGGGAAUAGCCAGCACGCAAGUUACAAAUAUUCCAUCAUCCGUGAAAAUCACUAGCACAAUGAUGAAUAACAACAUUCAAACAUCGACUUCUACUCAAUUAGUCUUUUGGAACAUAGAUAUACCGCUUAACACUGGACGAGCUAAGUUUGGAAGUGCAUUAUUAGCAAAUGGACAAGUUCUUGUAGCUGGAGGUUAUGUUAAUUCCACUACAGUAACUCCCCGGACUGAAGUUUAUACAUCAACCGGAUGGCACCCUGUAACUUCGAUGAAAUUUGCACGUGCUACUCACACUGUUACUGCUUUUGCAAAUAAUACUAAAGUAUUAGUUGCUGGUGGUGACACUACAGCCGGUGUACAAACUGCCGAAGUAUAUAACAUUGUAAACAAUACAUGGACCUUAACAGCAAACAAUAUGUCAAGUACUCGUGACUCACACACAGCUACACUACUUACUAAUGGACAAAUACUCAUUACAGGUGGAUGGAGUCUUUCACAUAUAAGUGUAUCUGCAGCUGAACUUUAUAUUCCAUCAUCAAACUCAUUUAUUAACACAACUAAUAUGAAUAUAGCACGAGCUUAUUUUACAAGUACACUUCUUAGUGAUGGAUCAACUGUACUUGUCACGGGUGGUGUUAAUACUAGUAGUUAUCCCAUGUCAACAGCAGAACUUUAUAUUAAUGGCUCUUGGAUUCUCUUGCCUAGUGGUAUGACUCAAAUUCGAGGUUUUCAUGCUGCUGUAUUAUUAAAUGAUGGAACUGUAUUAAUUGUCGGUGGAGGUACCGGUGGAGCAACUGCAUAUUCAACUGCUGAGAUUUAUAAUGCAACAUCACGAAAGUUUACAGCUGUUGGAUCAAUGCAAUAUCGUCGAGGAGCAUUAACACUUACACUUCUACCAUCAGGUAAAGUAUUAGCAACUGGUGGUGCUGAUUGGACAUCCGGUACAUAUCCGCUCGUAUGUGAAUUGUAUGAUCCUGUAACAAGAACUUGGUCAAAUACAACUAUGUUAAAUCAUGGAAGAAAUUAUCAUCAAAGUGUUUUAUUAAAUAAUUUUGUAUUAACUACUGGUGGUUAUGAUGGAAACAAUAAUAGAGUUACCAUUUCUGAAAAAUACAAUUUGUGA
Molecule: messenger RNA, 3750 nt
Organism: Adineta steineri
Lineage: Eukaryota; Metazoa; Rotifera; Eurotatoria; Adinetida; Adinetidae
Source: the annotation of a GenBank genome assembly